Molecule: messenger RNA, 1382 nt
Organism: Hyalella azteca
Lineage: Eukaryota; Metazoa; Arthropoda; Malacostraca; Amphipoda; Hyalellidae
Gene: Rtc1
Product: RNA 3'-terminal phosphate cyclase-like protein
Exons: 8
Coding region: 170-1360 (396 amino acids)
Biological process (GO): endonucleolytic cleavage of tricistronic rRNA transcript (SSU-rRNA, 5.8S rRNA, LSU-rRNA); ribosome biogenesis
Cellular component (GO): nucleolus
Molecular function (GO): RNA endonuclease activity
Source: RefSeq, a predicted model, not a curated record
UCACGCAUGGUACAUUGCGUUACGUACUUACGUUGAGUGCGUGGUUCACAUCUUGAGUCUUGACUCUUGAGAGACAGUGUUGACAGUUGAGAAGGGACUUACCUAUGCUAUUGAGCUUUCAUACGUAAGCUAGUAUUGUUAAAUCAAAUAUACAUCUGGAAUAAAUGCAAUGGCGUCGGAGUUUGAUAAAGAUUUAGUAUACGAAGGUUGCAAUUUUCUAAGACAACGGCUCGUUCUAUCAUGUUUGAGUGGGAAAAAAGUUAAAAUAAAUAAUAUUCGAGCUAAAGAUGAAUGUCCCGGAGUUUGUGAGCAUGAAAUGAACCUCAUCAGACUGUUUGACCAGCUUUGCAAUGGGGCAAAGUUGGAGGUCAGUAGGUCUGGUACCAGCUUCACAUUUAUCCCUGGCAUCCUCAUUGGUGGAAGCAUCACACACACCUGUGAACCUUCAAGAGGGAUUGGGUAUUACCUUGAGCCGGUAAUGAUGUUGGCUCCGUUCUGCAAGCGUCCGAUUCAUCUCACCCUCAAAGGCAUCACAAAUUGCAAUGGUGAUGUCUCAGUAGAUCAGCUGCGCUACAGUCUAUUGCCGCUUCUAAGGAAGUUCCUACAGACAGACGAGGGCGUCUCGCUCGUUAUGGUCAAGAGAGGACUGCCUCCUUGCCCCUCUGGUGUAGUUGAGUUUACCUGUCCUGUCAGAAAAGAACUCAAACCAUUCGUGUGGACAGACCAGGGACAGGUGAAGAAGGUGCGCGGUAUGUGCUUCACACGACGCGUAGCGCCGGUCGUCGGCAACCGCAUGAUUGAUGUCGUCAAGAAAUACAUUCACAGAUACCUAACUGACGUCUACUUUGUGCUAGACAACGCCAAAGGCCCUUCUCCUGGUUUUGGAAUUUCUCUGAAUUGCAUUACAACCACGAGCACCAUCUUCACUGGUGAGGCUAUCACAUGUCAGGACGUGGAAACGGUUUCAACAAACCUCGAGGAGAGGUCAGACAGGCGCCUAAUGUCUCCCGAGGACGUAGGGGAGCUGGCGGUGUGUCAGCUGCUGCAGGAGAUCAAGAGGGGCGGUGUUGUCGACGGCUGCAGUCAGGCGGCGGCGCUGCUUUUCAUGGCGCUCACCCCCAGAGACGUCUCAAAGAUCCUCAUCGGACCUCUCACCACACAAUCUAUGUACAUGCUGCGCCACAUCCGCGACUUCCUUAAGGUCAAGUUCAAGAUGGAGCCCGAGCCUCGCGAUGAUGAACUGAGCGAUGAUGACGAUGAGGAAGAGAGAGGGAAUAAGCGAAGAAAAACUGGCUGCGAGAAACUGAUUCUCACUUGCGUGGGUUCUGGUUUCACGAACUUCAGCAAAGGUUCCAUUUAGAAGAAAAUAUGUUGAGCCCGGU